AUGGUUAGUCAAUUUAAGACUAUUAUGAGUGUACAUGAGUGUCCCAAAAUAAUAGUAUCGGAUAACGUACCAUUUGGUUCACAUGAAUUCAGAAAAUUUUGUAAAGAAUAUAACAUUGAACUUAGAACAUCUAGUCCUAACUAUCCUCAGUCGAAUGGUUUAUUAGAGAGAGCAGUUCAAACAGCUAAACAGUUGUUAAAAAAAUCCAUAGGUGAAAGAAAGGAAUCAAAUGAUUUAUUACUAGAGUAUCGAUGUACAACAAUACCACAUAUUGGUGUAGCUCCUUGUGAGUUAUUGAUGAACAAAAUUGUGAGCAAUGUGUACACACAUGUAGCUAAUUUGCCUAUAUAA
Messenger RNA from Daktulosphaira vitifoliae (grape phylloxera), 351 nucleotides. RefSeq lists its product as uncharacterized. The record is from RefSeq and is a predicted model, not a curated record. Gene Ontology annotation, biological process: DNA integration. Gene Ontology annotation, molecular function: nucleic acid binding. The coding region runs from base 1 to 351 and encodes 116 amino acids. The transcript has a single exon. NCBI's taxonomy places the organism in Eukaryota, Metazoa, Arthropoda, Insecta, Hemiptera, Phylloxeridae.